CGAACACUCAAAACUAUAAAAACACUUCACCACCACCAUCACCACACUACCACCUCCCAAAAUUCCACCAAACGACAAAGAGAACUCCCAGUCUAUCUCGCUCCUCAAGAAUACAAACACUGUCCCCUCCUGACCAUCAACCAAGCAAGCAUCCUAACCAUCCCUUCCAAUUGGCCGCUCGGAAAUGGCGAUCCCUAAGGUUUUCGCAAAUAUCGAUACGGGAAAGGUGACCAAUAACGAAUUACUGGAUGCCACCCAACCUUCCGCAUUCGAGUUUUUAGGGCUGAGUAAGAAGCAGCGGCUGUACGGAUUCUUCGGCUGUCUAGUAGGGGGCUUCGCGGUCUCGAUAAUCGGCUCGAUUCUGUUCGUGUUUGGAAGUGUCGUCAGUUUCGCACUGCUGUAUACCCUAGGCAUCUUAAUCUCACUCACUGGAACUGGCUUUCUAAUAGGAUUUGCUAGACAGAUCAAGACGAUGUUCAAGCCCGUCCGAGUGGUUGCAACAAUUCUUUUUUUAGGCUGUGUAAUUAUGGUCUUUGUUGCAGCCUUUGCAAUCAACAGCGACGUUCUGGUUCUAGUCUUUGCCAUUCUGACGUUUUUCGCAUACACAUGGUAUUCCCUAUCAUAUAUACCAUAUGCCCGAGCACUGGUCAGUAAAGCGGUUGGCUCGGCGGUCUAAUCGAUUUAGCAGCAAAGCUCUCCAUACCAUCACCCUGGGAGACUCUUUGACGCCGCGACAGCUCGCUAUAGGCAGUGAUCUUCUCGGGCUUGUGCUUAAUCACCACCAUAACCUUAUCCCACUCCUCAUCUUGCUUGUAUCCUCAAUCAUCCAUGCCUAUAUUCUUUCACCAAAAGUGUAUUUGUUGACGGCCUGUGCAUACUAGAUACAUGUUCGACAAAUAUCUCUUUGUUUGGUCAUCUAUUCUCGCAGUUCUCGCUGUAGAACAAUGGAACAAGAAUCCCCAAAUACAAAACAAAACAAAACAAAACCCACAUCGUUAUCCCGUCUUGUAAUUAUCCUAUAAUUUAUUCUCCAAGUUUUUCUUUUAUUUUCCUCUCAGUUAGUUUGGUAUACUUCCAGGGAUGUUCAUAAGUUUUGUUCUUUGAUCAGUUGUAUACCUCAUUCUUUAUUUUGUUUUUUUUAUCUUCUCUCUGUAUUGCCACCAAUCUGACUGAAAGCAACACAUAAAAGAUUAGUGAAACAAGCCGGCUAAUGAUGCAUCUGUAAUUCACCUGUUUCUCACGUG
Puccinia graminis f. sp. tritici CRL 75-36-700-3 is the source of this 1244-nucleotide messenger RNA. RefSeq lists its product as uncharacterized. Gene Ontology annotation, biological process: vesicle-mediated transport. The transcript has 7 exons. The coding region runs from base 185 to 676 and encodes 163 amino acids. Gene Ontology annotation, cellular component: membrane. The record is from RefSeq and is a predicted model, not a curated record. Lineage: Eukaryota; Fungi; Basidiomycota; Pucciniomycetes; Pucciniales; Pucciniaceae.